Molecule: messenger RNA, 1909 nt
Organism: Marchantia polymorpha subsp. ruderalis
Lineage: Eukaryota; Viridiplantae; Streptophyta; Marchantiopsida; Marchantiales; Marchantiaceae
Source: the annotation of a GenBank genome assembly
GUCCAUCUUCCACUUGGAGCUGAAAGCGAAUGCGCGAUUGAAUGCCAGAGAAAGCGAACAGAGAGCGAGAGAGAAGAGAAGAGAUUUCCUCGACAUUGGGAGGCAGUCGUCCGAGGGUGAGAUUCAGCGCAGCAGAAGAAUCGCUCGCAAGGUGUGGAUUGGAAUCUCGAGUGGCGGAUCUCGAGUUCCUCGAGCCGGACGGGCGAUUGAUUGGUCGAUUGGUCGAAGGAUUGAUUGAUUGAUUGGUCGAUUGAUUCUGGGCGGUUUGAGGGAGGCAGGGCCCGUGCUCGUUCGUGGGGGCGAGUACGGCAGGCAGAGGAGUGGAUUGGGGAGCGAUCGAGGAGUGGGCAGAGGAGGAGGAAUUGUGAUUUCGGGCGGAGGGCAUGGAAACGACUCUGCGGUGUCUGACGAGGUCGUUUUCGGGGGCGGGCAAGGUGCCGCACCCGGACUGGAGCAACCUCGAUGCGUUCGUGCUGGAGCAAAUUAUGCUGAAGCUGCCGGAGGCGUCCGUGGUUAGGGCCUCGAAUGUGUGCUCGCGGUGGCACGCGGUGGCGCGCGACGCAUUGUUCACCGAGUUCUACGUGAGCCAGAAUGGCUCGUCGAGGGCGUGCCGCUUCAGCGUCAGUGGCUCGAAGCACUGCUUCCAGCAGACGCAGGCCGGGCGCUACGACAUUCUGUCGGCGCGCGAAUUCUACCAGGGCCCCGUGGUCUCGUGCAAGGAUGGCGAAAUCAGCUGCCUCGAAGGCGCCGGCGGCCUCUUCUACGCCUUCACGGGCGCGCACCAGACGACGGUGUACUACAAGCUCAGCAUGCUGCAGAAGGAGUGGCUCGUCACGCCCGAGAUGCACUUCCGGAUGCACGAUCCAAUUGUGGGCGUCGUGAAGCAGGGAUGCAGCGGCGCGCACAAGCUCGUCUUCGCCGGAGGCAUCGCUGACGUGCAGGAGGACGACGACGAUCUCGCAGUGCAGGUGUUCGACUCCGCCUCGAGGACCUGGACGCGCGGCAGCCCGCUGCCGUAUCAAUUCCGCGGGUGCACCUCGUCGCUCUUCAUGAAUCCCGCCGUGUACCGGGGCCGAUUCUUCGCCUACGAUACGUACGCGAGCUUCGUGUCGGAGCUCGAUCUGGCCACCUUGGGCUGGAGCGCGGUGGACGUGGUGCGCCGGCCCCCGGAGCUCAAGAGGGCCUUCCUCAUGGGCGACGAGAAGAAGGGCAUGAGCCUCGUGGGCCUGCAGAAUUCCGGCGUGCGCGACCUCACCUUCCACGUCUGGAAUGUGGACCCUCAGACAUUGCAGCUGCAGGAGCGCACGCAGAGCACCAUCAUCCCCAAUGCCCGCCCUGCGCCGCCCUCCACUCUCCGGCGCUACUGCGACUGGUCGCUCGACCAUUUCGGCAGCGCCGUCGGCGUCGUGCUGCUGCUUAUCGCGCACGCCAUCGUCCUCUGCUACGGCUGGACAACCCGCACCGGCGCCCAGCUGCAGGGCUUGAUUCUGGGCCUGCGCCUGCCCUCUCUGCGCGCUCUGGCCGGCAUCGCGAGCAAGGACGCCGGCAGCUCCGCUCUCGACUCGGGCGCCGGUCGUCGAUUCCAGCGCAUGCCGUCGUUCCUCGUCACGUGAAGCGGCGCUUCUGCCUCCAAUUCUUCUCAGGCGCAAAUUCUUCUGCCUGCUUUGUACAUUUCGCACGCGGUCGACUCUGUAAAUGAAUUUAACCUCACUUUCCAGCCCCCCUAGGGCGGCUGAAGCUCGGAGAUAGAUAUCAGAUGUCACACACACGGUUCGGCAUGUUUUGGUAGAACAGGCACACGCUCUUCGCACUCACCGUUUUGCCACUCAGUUCAGGGGACUCUGCUCAACAUGAGAGCACGAUCAAUUCCCCUUAGUUUCGAAUCAAUACAUCAUGUGUUUCUUUUCUC